This is a messenger RNA of Aspergillus welwitschiae, 1073 nucleotides long. Its product is annotated as yippee/mis18 family protein. The transcript has a single exon. Lineage: Eukaryota; Fungi; Ascomycota; Eurotiomycetes; Eurotiales; Aspergillaceae. The record is from RefSeq and is a predicted model, not a curated record. The coding region runs from base 162 to 860 and encodes 232 amino acids.
UCACUAUACAAAUGCCUCUUCCUCUGAUCCAGAGGCAACCGGAAUUAUGACAACAACUCGCAACAUCCCGUAAUUAAUUCUUUAAUGCUCUCGCCGUUUUGUUGUUACGCGUGCACGCCUACCCACGUACUUCGCAGGGCAGAUCCCAUAUACAAGGCUCUAUGUUUCCUAAAUUCUUGCUCCGGCCAUCUUUCUUCCGUGAUAAACAGCGAAGCGUGAGGUCCAGGGUGUCAUCUUCGGAAGCAGGACCCGGACAAUCUGUGAAGCCAAGUGAUGCCAAUUAUCUGGAGGGCCAUAUCUCAUGUAUCCGCUGUUCAUGCUGUGCAGCAGAUAUAUGCCUGACGUCGCAGAUAAUCAGCAAAGGGUUCACGGGUCGCUACGGCCGUGCCUAUCUUGUGUCCGGCGAGCCUUCGCUCGCCCGAAAAGCUUCACCUACUGAUACACUUUUAAACACGGUGAUACAGCAGCCCGUGCCACGGAGACUGGUCACUGGUGCGCACACAGUAGGCGACAUUAACUGUUCCGUUUGCGGAAAUGUGCUCGGCUGGAAAUAUAUCGCUGCCGAAGAAGAGUCACAACGUUACAAAAUCGGCAAGUUCAUCUUGGAGACCGAAAGGGUUAUGAUAUCUUCUUUUUGGGAAUCACCCGACGUUGUUGAAUCAACAUUACUGCCCGCAUAUCCCGGUUCUACUGAGGUUGGACAUGGCCAACCUCCUAACAGUAUAGAAUUUGAUAGCCAGAACGAAGAUGAAUGCGAGGACUUAUUCUCUGGAAUCUGGACCCCUGGGUUGGCCGUACGCCGAAGAAAUCGCAAACUGCCUGAACGCCGAUCUUCUCUAUUCGGAAUCACAGCCCUGUGAUAAUGUUUUAUGCUCUUGCGUCUAAUGGAACUUCAUGAGAUCAUGUUCGAUGAAAUAUCACUCAAGGGCCCACAUCUUCGGAUUGAGUUCAGAAUGGGCAAGGUAGCGUUGUUUAUAUGAAACUGCCUUGCCUUGUGCACCAGACGGCUCUAAUUCCUUAAUCUUUUCACCUUUCCUUCUUUAUGAAUAUGUUGGGAGUUACAUUCAUCGGUA